AUGCAACCUUGUAAUUUUGCUAUGACCACAUCAAGCUCCCUUUUGGCCAUUGUACCCAUACACAACCCUGGCACCAACCGCCAACAGCAGGUACGUUCAGGUCUGCUGGUGACGCUUCAUAAUGCUUUCGGCACGCGGCUGCCAGAAAAACAUCAUUCCGGCGACGGGCGUUUACUGCUGGCAGGUGCGGACCACUAUGCCCUGCACGGCUGCUCCACCGGCGCAAUCUACGCCGCGUUAGAGCCUAGGCUCAGAGAACAUGCAAAGGGAGUCUGGACUCGUGUAGAGCCCCAGCUGUAA
Molecule: messenger RNA, 300 nt
Organism: Rangifer tarandus platyrhynchus (Svalbard reindeer)
Lineage: Eukaryota; Metazoa; Chordata; Mammalia; Artiodactyla; Cervidae
Source: the annotation of a GenBank genome assembly